Lymnaea stagnalis (great pond snail) is the source of this 7650-nucleotide messenger RNA. Lineage: Eukaryota; Metazoa; Mollusca; Gastropoda; Lymnaeidae. The record is from the annotation of a GenBank genome assembly.
AACUAGUGAUGGUUUCCAGUGAAGGAAACAACGUUAGUCACUGGCCUAUUCACUUUACAUGUCUACAAGUAGUAGUGGUCUACACAGAGUGAAGAGACUGAAAAUUACUAUAAGUAAAAAAUGUCUCUCGGGGAGGACAGUGGUGAGAGAUUGAGAGAAGCAGCUUGCGUAGGUGACCUAAAUCUUCUGGCUAAACUCGAAUCACAAGGUGUUGAUAUAAACAGUAAAAAUGCGAUGAAUGGUUGGUAAGUAAACCUAAGCCUAAAACUAAAAUUGUUGAAGAGGGAUAACGGAUAAUGAUAAUUAAUGAAUCAUAAAUUGAUAAUGGCAAUGCAAUUAAUUAAAUUAUUAUCACCAGCCUUUGACUUUGGUGGUUAAAAGUAAGUUAAACUUUAGAUAAAUUUUGGGUUAACGGUAUGGGUUUCAGCAGUGGGGUAGCUAAUAGCUAGGGUUGGUGUCACCCAGAUCAGUAAACUCAUGGUGUCACCCCCCCCCCCUGCAAACUUCAAUGAUGGAUUUCUACUUGUUAAAAUAAAUCCACAGUAUAACAAUGACAAGAACAAAAACACAUACAUCGAAGGUCAUGAGGUCAAUGUAUUUAAAUCUGUAACAACGUCAAGUCAGUCAAGUUAUAGUUUGUUUUUUUUUACAUUCAAUUUACUUUAUUUAAAAUUGUCCUUCCGGUGUCUUCAAAGCUGCAAACCUGUCAAUCACUUGAUCAAACUCAAUGUCAUUCACUGUAUCACUUCCAAUUAAUAGCAGAGCCGCAUCAGAAAGCCUAGACUUUCCCAUGGUGGAUCAUAAAUAUUUCUUGAUAAGCCGUAGUUUUGAGGAGCUCUGCGCUCAUACACAUAUUGUAAGAUAAAAUCAAAGGCUUAGCGAGAGUAUUGGAGGAGAUUCUAGGAGGUCCCAUUCAGCUAUGAAUUUCAAAACAUCAAAUAAUGACCAGUUCAUGGUUCACAAUUCAGUAUCAGCUGCCUUUAGAUGUCUUCUAAGCCUGGUAUUUCUUUUAAAAAUUCAUCUUCUAAUAACUCAUCAUAGAAAAAGGCUAAUUUUGGAACGGACACCAAUAACUCUUCUUCACUUGCUGAUACUAGACUCUCGGAUCGAACAGCGCAAAACAUAUCUGCCACUUUCUUGGACGCUAAUGAUCUGAUCUGGCCUUCAGAAUGAAAGCGAUCAAUACAAGCCAGGAUCCCCCUACUGUUUUCUUCCCGCAGAAAGAGUCCAGCAUCUAUUAAUUGUUCUCCUGCCAUUCUCUUCUUCAACCUUAAUCUUCUUUCUACCGAUAUUCCAUAUUAGUCUGAUUUUAAAAGUUCAUUUUCAAUAGCAUAUUCCACCAAGUGACGCCGCUUCUCGUGGAGAAACAAUCUUAAGGCCUCUAGGUUUGUCACCAAUUUGUCAAGAGUAAAGCCUUUAGUCUGCAGAUACUGCUGUGUAAGAUUAACUUCCUCGAGUAGAUCCGCCCAAAGGUAAAGGUAGCAUGUAAAAGACCUUGUGCUGUACCUCUUGUAUCUGAAUUUUCAAGAGGAUUACACAGAGCUUCAAUCACCGCCACACAUUCAUCAAACUCAUCUUUCACUGUUUUAACAGCAGCAUGAUGAGCACUCCAACGCGUUGUUGACAUUCUCUUCAACGACAUCCUAGUAUGUUCAACUAGAACAUUCCAUCGAUGAGUGGAUGCAGCAAAGAAGGAAAAUAUUCUUUCAAGAUUACCGACAAAUGUAAUACAUGAAGCAUUUUCUGCAAAUGAGUUUUGACUAAACAAGUUAAGUGAAUGGCCCACACAUAUAUUAAAAUUGCUUUCUUUUAAUAUUUCUUUUCAUAAUGGCCUCAACACAUCCAUGGAUUCCAGACAUUGUGGCAGCAUUAUCAUAACCUUAAGCUCUGAACAUCAUUAUUUAUAGUAUAUAAAAUUUUAGAUUUUUUAGAAUUUCAGAGCUGAGAUCAUCAGCUUUUUCCCCUCUUAACGGGAAAAAUGCAAGAACACAUCUCUCACUUCAGCUUUCCCAUUGUUGAUUUUCACGUAUCUGAUCACUUCGGACAUCUAGUCACAGUGUGAUAUUUCAGGUGUACUUUCAAACAUAAUUCCAAGAUACCUCGCAGCCUUUAUAUCCAUGAUAAGAAUCGCCUUCACAUGAUUUGCAAGAACAUUUAUAAAUUCAUUUUGGGUUUCUGGUGAAAGGUAAGAUGCGGAUGCUUUUUCUGUAGAUGUACUCCUCUUUAGUCUCAUUUGGUGCUCUUUUAGCGGUGGAUUAGAUUUAGAUAGCAUCUCAACCAUUUAAAGAAGGUUUCAGUGAAGAUUCAACUUCGUUGUGGCCACGAAAUGCCAGAUUUUGCUUUGCAAGAAACAAUGUGAUAUCCAGCAACCUGUGCAGGAUAUCCCUCCACUUUGUCUUCUCCCUGUCCAUCACAGCAAUACUUUCGGCAUCAAUUGUUUUGUGUAUCCUUAGUCCUGCUGCCAAUGCUUUCCACUUUUCAAAGCAACAAGGUGCUCUUUAAAUGCCUCAUGAUUUUGUAAUUUUUGGCUCAGUUUCCACCACUGAUCAAAGCAUCAACCUUGAACUUUAAAUAAAGCACGCAUUUGGAUUGGUUACAUUUGUGAAAAAUUUAUGUGUGAUCAGUUAUCCUUUUAUGACUCUCGGUUGUGAGUGCUCGGUGUGCUCUGUAAAUAUGCAAUUUUUCAAUUGGGUGUCACCCCUAAAAUGGUGUCACCCGGUGCGAUCCGCACCCCCUCGCUACGCCACUGGGUUUCGGUAUGGGUUUUGCCAAGAGUUUUCUCAUGGUGUCUCACCCUAAGUGCAGUGACGUCAUUUUGGGGAAUCCCAACACUGGACUUAGGAUGAAUAGACCUAUUCAUUGUAGGACCUGAACGAUUUGUGUUAUAACAUUCCUGUUCUUUAUUGAGAAUUAGGCCCUACUGGCGUCAUACACGAUACGGUUAAUAUGAAGUAUUUUAAAAUGAAAUUUUCCAUUACUUUGAAUGGAAAUUCAAAUUACACGUUUCAAAAGAAAGGAGAAAAGAAACACACCCUUGCUAAUACCCCAAGACCCAACACCAGUGGAAAAAAUAGACGUGCACCAAAGGUGGUGUAUUUUGAUUAGUUGAAAUCAAAAUACCCGUAUGUUGAAACUUUGGUAACAAAAGGAAGAUUACUGAUUAAAUUGCAUUUGGAAUGAUCUUCUGGGGAGGGGAGACGCCUCCCCAGAACUCCUCCCCAAUUUAACACAAAAUAUAAAAUAAGAAAAUAAUAACUUGCAUUAUGUGAAUACAAACAUCAAAAUCUUUUUAGUAUGGUGCUGUAGACGGAAAUGGACCUGGGGGAACCUCCGUGACCUAUGUACCGUAGAACACAUCAUCGGCCUUACCACUAACCCAAAAUCAGCCAAACGGCAUAUCGCUUUAUUCAAUUUUAUUUAAUAUUGGUGUUUCAUUAUUUACAUAAACUAUGAUAAACUGGCGAAUAGUGGUGUGGCCAUGAUUGAAUUGAUUGUGGUGAUAAUAAUUUUGGAAAAUGGACUAAAAGGUGACCCCCCCCCCCAGGUAUGUAGAUUGAUAAUUUAAUUAUUUAGUAAUGCUACUAUUAAUGGGUAAACCCAGUUAUAAUAUGAAUAUGUUUCACAUUGUUCAAACUAAAUUGACAAUCAACGAAAUGUUUUAAUGUCAUGAGCAAAGCUAUUUCACACCACACCCAUGAAAGAUGUUAAUCUUUUGCACCAAUAAAACUUACAUUAAAUGUUCAUGACCGACCUAGUUGCAGUCAGCAGUGCAAAAUCAUGAAUUUAUUAUUUUAUUUGUAUAGCUCAUAUAAGUGAAAAACAUGAAUUUGACUAAUGUGGAUCUUCGGAUCCAGGCCUUUCCCAUGGCUAGAAAUCUGUUUCUUCCACCCUGAACAAUCUCAAGAACACAUCUAUCAAAAAACAUUUCACAAAUCCUUCAUAAUUACCGACAUCUCACCACUUAUGACACACAACAUCCAAUUAUGUAUAUUAGGAUUAGAUCAUAAUCAUAUUUAAAGUACUAUUAGUACUAAGUUUUUACUAAUGUAGUUUGGCUACUUUUACUUAACGCUUUUUCACACUCUGUUGAGGGCUUGCCUUUAGUUUUUAAAACAUAAUUAUAAACAAAUUCCUAUAUCCACUGAACAUAUUGCUUGACAUAUCUUAUAUAUAGUGCAAAAGAAAACAAAAAAACUAAUUGACAAUGCAAUAUUUCAAAUAAAGAAUAAUUUUAAUCAACAUUAAUCAUAAUUCAUAAACAUAUUAGUAUUUCAGUGGUAAUUAUGGGCUUGACUUAUGGUUAAUCAAAUGGUCAAUGCCAGUUCCAUAUUUGUGACUGCUAGUUAUAACAAGUGAUGCAAGUGUGCAUCAGUUAGUCUGGUUGGAUAUUUCAGAUGUUUCAUUUGGUAAAAAUGCUAUUCACAGACAUAUUUUUGCUAAGGAUGUUUGCUAUUGUGAUUCUAUUGAUUAUUGAUUAAGAUAUAUCUCAGAGAGGAGAGGGGACAUCUAUUAAUGACAACAUUCAUCUAAAGGAGGGGUUCCAUGAAUUUGUGAGGAUGUUACAAGAGGGUGUCUAAAUUGUGUGACAAAUUAGAUGAUGAGAGAAGUGGGGAUAAAAAAAAGCUUCCAAAAUGUGUGAAAUUUAUGGAUUGCCCAUUAUGCAUAGAAAUCAGAAAGGCUGCUUGACCUAAAAGCCUCUUUCAGAGAUUGGUAAAUCAGAUCAACAGCUGCAAUCACAGAAAUUUGGUUCUGGAAAAGUUUUAAUGGCCAUUUCAUGGAAAUAAAGCUUUUCAAUGUAAUGUAACUCAUUUUGCAAUAUUUCCAGUAAACUCCAUACAUUUUCUUGCAACUGCUCUUUUUUCUGGCAACAGGUUUUAAGCUGUGGGUAGAAGUUUUCCUCCUUUACUUGCUUAUUGAGGAGGUUUGUUUGUACGUGAAUUGCUUCCACGUCGUCUCAUCCUUACCUUUGUGUUAGUCUUCUUCUAUAUUGUCCAUGUUAUUCCCAGUUUGCUUAAAACCAAAAUAUUUUCUAUUCUGCAAAAAAAUGGCAACUCUAGGGGGUUUAUUUGAUUAAGAUUACUUUUUAAGGUAAGCCAUGGGUUUUGUAUGCCAGAAAAAAGAGUUGGUAUGACACAUUUCAAGGCUUACCCACACCAGAUCUCGGUUUUAAAUUUUAAUACCACUGCAAUACAAUUUACAAAUUUAAAGUGAUCAUUUUUAUUUACAGGACAGCUCUACAUUGGGCUUGCAAAAGGAACCAUGUUAAUGUAGUGCAGUAUUUGCUUGGAAAAGGAGCAGACAAGUCUUCCACUAAUAAAGAGGGACAUGUGCCUGCCCAGCUUACCUCAAAUGAAGAAAUCUGGCAGCUUCUUGGAGGUUAGCUAUCUUUUUCAGAGCUUUAACUAGACUAGUUUCUCUGUUUCCUUCCAUUCCUCUGCAGAUGUGAGAAUUAACCAUUGCAAAGUUAGGCAAAGACAAUGGAGACACAUAUCUUAAACUUUUGUAGAAUGUGUGUAAAGAACAGUUUGAUGGAAGAGAAAUUUCAUCAUGCAAUUAUUGUAAUAUUCUUAAUUAAAGCUAUAUUAGUUUUCUACAUUGCUUAUGAUAAAUUAAAAAAAUUAUUACAAAGAAUUUCAAUUGUGCAGUCAAAUUAUAAAGUUUUUUAAAAAGUAAUUUACAUUAAUGUUUGUAUGUUUUUGUUAUUAUAAUUUUUAUGUAAAAAAUUUCUUUAAAUUAUUUUUGAUUAUAGUAAAUUAUAUACCAAAAUUGAAAUAUAAUGUUUCUUUUAUAAUUUCUCCUGCAGCUCCUCCAAAUAUGGAAAUAAAGCAUUCUUCAUUGCCAAUAACGCCAAAUUACAUGGCAAACCCUCCAUUUCCUUAUGUUGGACAAGAAACAGAAAAAGUAUAUACUAAUUAUUCUCCUCCAUGUACAAACCCUGCUCACAAAAAUGCUGGUGGGGAAAAUGCUGAUAGCAGAUACAAACUGUAUAAUGGCGUAGAUGAGAAAACAAAUGGUAAUGAGGCUAUCUUAUUUCUAAAUUUUAAGGAAUUUUUAAGUAAAUUUACUUAUCUCUCAUAUUAUUCUUUUAAAGGAUCAAUUAGAUUGAAAAAACGAUAUUAGAAACUGUUAAACUUUACGAAAUUAUUAAAAAAAAUUAUAACAAUACUUUGCAGAACUGGUUCUGAAAGCAAGAAUUGCCAACUGUGAUGAAAAAGACUUCAUAGAGGUUGAGUUAGGAUUAUCAAAUAUUAAUUUUGCUGGACUGUUGAAUUUAUUAUGCGCAGAGCUGGGGGUGGAUAAAAAUCUUGUUAUGAAAAUACGAAAAUUACCAGAUACCAUACUGCGAAAAGACAAAGAUGUCAAGCGGUUGAAGGAUUUUCAAGAGCUUGAGUUGGUGCUUACUAACAAAGCAAUGAGUGCAGCAUCACGAACUUACAGCUUGGGGCCAGCGAGAAAUCAUGAAACAAUUCUUUACUAAUUUUUGCUGAUGGUGUGUUGUAUUUGUAAAUGAAAAAAUGUGGUGAGAAUCAAAUCUGUGAAAUGGACAGGGUUUUAACAGUAGUCUAAUUCAGGGCAGUAAUUAUGAUCUUUUAAAAGAGGGCUUUAUACAUAUAAAUUAAAACUUAUAGCCUUAUAGUUUUUUUCUUUGUAAAAUAAAAUACAAGCUUUUAAAUUGUAACACUGAGUCUUCUCCAAAUUCUCACUUUGUAUAUGUGGUGCUGGUCUAAUUAUAUCUCCAGGUGACAGCUUAAUAUUCUGUCUUUAAUUUCUUUGAUGUUUGGCAGCAUGGCUUUCAAAAUUUAAAUUCAAACUCAUCUUAUAUCAUCAGACUAUUUUUUAUGAUCAUUUUUAUUUUAAUUCUCAAUGUCAACAACAAAUCAGCAUUAAAAUGUAUGUAUCAGUGUAUUAUUACUUUUUUGAACAAGACAGACCUUGGAUGGGAUCAGUUGAAUUUUAUAUCAAGUGUUGAUUGUGUUUGAUUUAACUAAAUAAUAAUUAUGCAUACUUCCUCUCAUAUUAACACAAUUCUUUUUUUUUUUAAUUAUACUGCAACCAAUAAUGAGACACAUUUUUGAUAUCUUAGUACAGGGGCCUGUUCUUUUGAUGUCAAGAUGCGGCUCUUCAGCUCCAUGCGCAAAUAUUAAUAAUUAUAUUGAAAUAAAAAUGUUAGUGGCUCUUUAAAAACUGGGAAAUUUUGUAAAUUGUAACUUUUGGCUCUUCCGUCUCAAAAGGUUGCCGACCCCUGUCUUAGUACCAUCUAACACUAGUUACAAUGACAUUUAAUCAUGUAUUGCUUCACAGUAAAUACAGAGUAAGAUAGAUGUAAUGUGUGCCUUUGUGAAUGUGAUGACAGAUUUUUUUAGCAGAGUUUUAGAACAAGAGAUGUUCUGUGCUUGCUGGCAGGUGCCAAGACAAUGCAUGAAUUAAACUUUGAUUUAUGACCUAUGGCAUCUGCUAAAAUUGAUUUGAUGUCUUUAACAGGAAAAUGAGGAAUAGUUUGAAGGUCUCAUAGCUGCUGGAUUAGGAUAAUGAAUGGAACUGGAAGUUGAGUUAAUUUCAAAAGUUUUUUUCUUAGUUUUCAAAUUUCUUAGAAGGGCAAAAAUCUUUCUAAUUUUUAGAUUUAAUUGAUUUUUCCUAUCUGAAGGGGUU